CAAGGAAGGACGUUAGCUGAAAACGUAGGCUAAAACUAACUCUAGAUUUCUAAAUCGUUGGUUUAGGCAAAUUGGGAUCUCAUCUGAGUGUUGGAUUCUUUAAACUUUAUAAAAGCUAGAUCUAGUGUUAGAACAUUCUCAUUAAAACAUUUUAGAACAGUUUGUGUCUUAUGUAGAGAGAAGUGAAAGCGAAACCAAAUAUACUCCUAGAUCUAUAGGCCAACACAGAUUAAACAAUAAAUAUAAAUAAGACUUGUGAGUUGGACCUAUAAAAAAUAGAAUAGGCCUCUAGGCCUAGGCCUAAGCUGCAACAAAUCAAGCAAGUCAGUCUAGAUUCUCUACCACUCUUUAGUUUUUGAAAACACGAAAUGGGAAAUAUUAAUGUUUGCGAAAUGGGUGGCGUCCAUAAAGCUCUGUUUACUUGGUUCAUUUCUUUAGUAUUUUUGAUUCUUUUCUUAUUAAGAGCAGAUGGGAAAGUAGAUUGGAAUUGGUUUAUAAUAUUUAUUCCGAUGUGGUUGUUUGACGCUGCUGUAAUCACCUACAUUAUAGUGAAUAUAAUCAUGCACUGUCGGUCCCACUACCCCAACUCUGUAGACAGGAAUGACAUGACUAAGAAGAGGAAAUAUUCCCUGGUGGUUUGCUGUUUACUGAAGGUUGUAUUUCAAGUUCUGCUGUGUCUCCGCUUAGAAAACUUUAACAUCAGCAUGUACUACAUGCUGAUACCGUUUUGGAUUCUCUUCACAUCAGGGCUUGUAGAGAGUUUUCUAGUCCUGGUUGGACAUUAUUCCUACAACAACAGGUGACAUAGGCCUAGAAGCUACUGUAUAGUUAGAACCCAGCCCAAUUACCAACUAGAACCCACAAUGGACUAA
Molecule: messenger RNA, 872 nt
Organism: Physella acuta
Lineage: Eukaryota; Metazoa; Mollusca; Gastropoda; Physidae
Product: transmembrane protein 60
Source: RefSeq, a predicted model, not a curated record